AUGGCGGCUCACUUGACCGCAGUGCCAGGAGGGCCAGAGAAUCUGCGAGUGGGCACGGUACCCAAACCCCAACCUAAAGAUGGAGAGGUCUUGAUUAAAGUUCACGCCACUGCCCUCAACAGAGCUGACACAUUGCAGAGGAGAGGGCUGUACCCCCCGCCCCCAGGAGAGAGCGACAUCCUGGGCCUGGAGGUGGCCGGCACGGUGGCUGAGGUGGGCCCCGGCGUGAGGGGCCCCUGGGUGCCGGAGGAGAGGGUCAUGGCCCUUCUGUGCGGCGGAGGCUACGCCGAGUACGUGGCGGUGGCGGAGGAGCUCCUGCUGCCGGUGCCCCCCGGGCUGACCCUCUGCCAGGCGGCGGCCGUCCCCGAGGCCUGGCUCACCGCCGACCAGCUGCUUCACCGCGUAGCCGAGGUGAAGGCGGGGGAGGUGGUGCUGGUGCACGCCGGGGCCAGCGGCGUGGGAACGGCGGCGGUGCAGCUGGCGCGCCUGGCCGGCGCCGUGCCCGUGGUCACGGCGGGCUCCGCCCAGAAGGUGGACGCGGCGGUGGCGCUCGGGGCGGCGGCCGGGUUCCUCCACAGCCAGGGGGACUUUGCAGACGGAGUCCUGGGCUACACCGGAGGCCACGGCGCGGACGUGAUCCUCGACUGUGUCGGUGGGACCAUGUGGGAGAGGAACGUGCGCUGCCUGGCGGUGGACGGCCGCUGGGUGCUGUAUGGCACCCUGGGGGGCAAGGCCGUGCAAGGAGACCUGCUGGGCCAUCUCCUUAAGAAAAGGGGCCGGCUCAUCACCAGCCUCCUGCGUUCUCGGAGCCUCCAGGUGAGUUAAUACAGCUCGUUAGUCACCUCCAGGUAUGUUAUUACAGCUCAUUAGUAGCCUCCAGGUGAGUUAAUACAGCUCGUUUGUUACCUCCAGGUGAGUUAAUAAAACUCGUUAGUGACCAUCAGGUGAGUUAAUACAGCUCGUUAGUAGCCUCCAGGUGAGUUAAUACAGCUAGUUAGUAGCCUCCAGGUAUGUUAUUACAGCUCAUUAGUAGCCUCCAGGUGAGUUAAUACAGCUCGUUUGUUACCUCCAGGUGAGUUAAUACAGCUCGUUAGUAGCCUCCAGGUGAGUUAAUAAAGCUUGUUAUUUGCCUUAUCGUGAUAAGUAAAAUAAAUAGAUAUUCAUCUAUCUACAUUAUGACUUAAUUUCCAAUGUUGUCUUUGCAUCAUUUCCUCUCGGCAAGAUAAAGCUGACCUGGUGAAGGCCUUCUCCGAGAGAGCCUUGCCCUUCUUCACAGACCCACAUCAGCCCGCCCUGAAGCCAGUGAUUGACAGCGUGUUCGACCUACAAGACAUCGGCGAGGCCCACAAACACAUGGAGGCCAACAGAAACAAGGGAAAGAUUGUUGUUAUAGUGACUCCACAGAAUCAGGGUGGGGAGUGAUGGCUAGAGUUUACACAAACAGACCUUGCUCAUUAUGGACCAAAUAAAGAAGAAGAAUUAAUCUG
This is a messenger RNA of Gadus macrocephalus (Pacific cod), 1487 nucleotides long. RefSeq names its product tumor protein p53 inducible protein 3 (gene tp53i3). Lineage: Eukaryota; Metazoa; Chordata; Actinopteri; Gadiformes; Gadidae. The record is from RefSeq and is a predicted model, not a curated record. Gene Ontology annotation, molecular function: quinone reductase (NADPH) activity; quinone binding; NADPH binding.